CAGCUGGCAAGGUCAAAAGUCACAAGUUCAAUGCAGUCGUCAUCAUUAUUUGCAGUUCACUUCCAGCGAGGGUGCAAAAGUUGCGGCAACGCGGUAAGGCGACCACUCUCUCUCGUGCUUUGGGUUGAGCUGUCCAGCAGCACAGCAGCACAUAUACCUUUUCGCGUCAUCCCAUAUCACCAUGAAGCAAUCAAUCGAGCAACAGGAGGACUUAGUCAAAGGCAAUGAUCCUGUGGAAGUUCCAGAUGAUGAUGCCAUGGACCAACAGGUGCCAGCUUUGCUUCCCGUUCCUCGGGUUGUCGUCCCCAAUGAUUGCGCACAGUCAGCUGUGUCCUCCAUCUCUAAUGGGAUGCCGGCAGCUUCCAUGUAUCCAACUUUCCGUGAUGUAGAUCAAGGGGAGGCUCCUUCUUCCAUUAAUAUGGCCAAUGAUCGUGCCUUCGAGAGUCAACCAGAAAGCACAUCAAGCCUUCACGAACACCAACAGCAAACUCCGCCACUACCCACAAUGGAAGACCGAGUGCUGGCCAAGGUGAACGAAGAGUCAGUUGCUUCCGAGAACAUUCCUAAAAAAACCAGUCAGCAGAAGCAGAAAGAAUCAGACGAUUUGAAAAUGCCCGCAGGGUCGGAAGCAAGGGGUAAAGAGUGUGAGUCAAAACAAGAGGAAGUAAUUCGAAAAGCAGAAGUCAUGGCAUCCUUGGAGGCAGUCACGGUGAUGGUUUCAGCAAGGGAGGAGCCAGGGGCGUAUGCAGAGGCAGGUUUUAUGAACAGGUCCGAAAUUGUACACCGAAGAGGACAAGCUGGUCCAGAAGAAGAAGAAGAGAAUACGACAGUGAUCUCCAUGAAUAGCUUGGGAAAUGAAAACAAUCCAGGCCAACAGCAAGCAACAGGAUUGGCAAGGGCUUCCUUGGUGCCUGAAAAAUCGGAUCUACAAGUGGCGCAGAGAGUGGAUGCUGAUGAUCCAAGCAGCAGAAAUGCCAAUAAAAUUCAAGGAAGGAAAACAGGCUUGUUUCCCCUUCUCUCCUGCUUGUUGAUUCUAAUCAUAGUGAUCGUGGUCCCAGUAUCAAUUAUCCUGACCACUGAUGACACAAGUGAAGUGGCACAUGACAGGGAAUCUCUGAGGAGUGAGAUGGAAGCACGGAUCACACUAGCCCUUGGAAAAGUCACAUCCCUCAACCUCGACGACGAUGAUGGCCCUUAUUCGAAGGCGUUGGAUUGGGUUCUCCACGAGGACCCCUUCCAACUUCUUCCCGACUCUGAAAACCUAGUGCAACGAUUCAUUCUGGUCCUCUUCUACUUUCAAACAUCCGAGAAGUAUGGACUUUGGAAGACUUGUAAUCCGAAAAGUCGGCUCCUCCAAGUACUCAACGAAACCAUCACAACGGAUAUUUGCUAUUUUCGCCAGGUGUACAAAAUGACAACUGUGUCUAAUGAAGUACUGGAGAUUCUGUCAUAUCAAUGGCUUACCGGUCGACACGAAUGUGAUUGGGCAGGAAUUCGAUGCAAUCGCACCAGCAAGAUCGUCACCGAAUUGCACCUAUAUGACUUCAACCUGACUGGAACAGUCCCAACAGAGCUUGUGAAGCUAGAUGGUCUGCAAGUUUUAGCAUUUCCCAGAAACUCGCUCACCGGAACCCCGCCAUCCGAACUGGGUCUCAUGCAGAACUUGCAAGAGAUAACCUUGGAGUCCAAUCAACUGUCAGGAAUCCCAAUUCCUGACGAGUGGUUCCGUCUUUCUAACCUCAACCGUCUGCAGCUAGGAGACCAUCGUCUAGGAGGGAAUCACUUCUCACCCACGCCUCUAUCUUCCCGGAUUGGCCAGCUGACCAAGCUGCAUUAUCUGGAUCUGUCAUUUGCGGACACGACCGGAACGAUGCCUUCAGAACUAUUCCGGUUGACAGAACUGAAUGAUCUCAUCUUCUGGAGGAAUAACCGCAUGACCGGAACACUCCCCACCGAGUUGGGGUUGCUGUCCAAGCUCGAGUUUUUCUCAGUGAGAGACUCGUUGAUGGAAGGAACUCUGCCAACUGAGAUUGGAUUGAUGGCAGAGCUGCGUGAACUUGACGUAUCAGGUGCUCUUUUCACGGGGUCACUUCCCAUUGAAUUCUACACUUCCUUGGAACGGUUGUGGGCGGUCAUAUUUGUUACAAAUGAGCUAUCGGGGACCAUCAGCAGCUACAUUGGUGAUAUGCCCAAGCUGGAGUACCUGUUGGGCCAGCGGAACUUUCUGAGCGGUACAUUGCCCACAGAAAUGGGCCGCUUGUCUCGGGCAAACCGGAUCGGUCUCAAUCUGAAUCGUUUCACAGGCACUGUCCCCUCUGAGCUAUGUGCUCUCCGAGGCAGCACAAGGCUCAAGCGGCUCAAGGUUGACUGCCUCCCAUCUUCUUCCACUGGUGAGAUUCCUAUCGUUUGCCCAGUUGGCUGUUGUACCAAAUGCUGCGAUCGAGAUACGGGAACAUGUCAACAGGUCGAAGAGUAUUAGUUUGAACUGAUGUGCACGUGUGAUGGGAUGCCAUUGGGUGAUGUGCUGGUAUGAAGGAUGAAUGGAUGGAUGGUGCACAUGUAGGGAAUGGGAUGUGUACUGCAAGAGGGUACUUGCUGUGACAAUCUGUUCUAGUAAUUCCAAUUGAAACAAUCCACACCAAUCCUUUGAGCCAAUGAAUUAGAAUAUGGUAGCGCAGCUACCAGGUAACAUCUAGCCCCAACGAAAGUACGAAGUGGUCCCGAA
Seminavis robusta is the source of this 2725-nucleotide messenger RNA. NCBI's taxonomy places the organism in Eukaryota, Bacillariophyta, Bacillariophyceae, Naviculales, Naviculaceae. The record is from the annotation of a GenBank genome assembly.